AGUUGAAAUUUUAACAUCAAAAAAAGUGAAAUUUGUAAAUAUUUACCUGUAGCCAUCCAAAAAUCAUGGAAAACGAAGCCCUGACAAAACGCAAGUCCACGGGGAGUCUCAAGGAAAAUGACGUCGCGCCACAGGAAGAAGAAGAAAUCGGGUUGAAGGCGAAAAUGACGCUCAUGAACGGCGUCACAGUUAUUGUUGGGUCCAUCAUUGGUUCAGGAAUCUUCAUUUCGCCCACAGGAGUCCUCAUGAACACAGGCAGCGUUAAUAUGGCAUUGAUAGUUUGGGUCAUCUCAGGCCUAUUUUCGAUGGUAGGAGCUUAUUGUUACGCCGAGCUGGGUACAAUGAUCAAAAAAUCGGGCGCAGAUUACGCUUACCUCAUGGAAACGUUCGGACCGUUCAUGGCUUUCAUCCGUUUGUGGAUCGAAUGUAUGAUUGUGAGGCCCUGUUCGCAAGCAAUUGUCGCCCUGACCUUUUCCGUGUACGUUUUGAAGCCAUUUUUCCCGGAUUGUCAACCCCCGGAUGAUGCAGCGAGGCUUUUGGCGUUCUGUUGCAUCUGCAUCCUGACUUUUGUGAAUUGCUGGGAUGUCAAAUGGGCGACGGCGGUACAAGAUGUCUUCACAUAUGCCAAACUUUUGGCGUUAUUUAUCAUCAUUGGAGCUGGAUUGUACUUUUUGUUCACGGGACACACGCAAUAUUUCACGUUUGACAAUACGAAACACGAAAUUACGUCGUUGGCGUUGUCUUUUUAUUCGGGACUUUUCGCCUAUAACGGAUGGAAUUACUUGAAUUUCAUAAUUGAAGAGUUACAGGAUCCCGUGAGGAACUUACCGAGAGCGAUUGCCAUCUCCUGUACACUUGUGACGGUCGUUUAUUUCUUCACAAAUGUCGCUUUUUACACGAUUUUGUCGCCCGUGGAGGUUUUGGGGUCCGAAGCUGUGGCCGUUACCUUCGCCGAUCGCUGUUUCGGGAUGUUUGCGUGGACCAUUCCCGUUUUCGUCGCUCUUUCAACCUUUGGAGCUGUAAAUGGAAUUCUUCUGACAUCAUCGCGAUUAUUUUACGCAGGUGCCUGUGAAGGACAAAUGCCCGAAAUUUUGACGAUGAUUCAAAUUCAACGACUUACCCCGACGCCAGCGGUUCUCAUCAUGGCUCUCCUAUCCUUCCUUUAUUUGAUGUCUUCGAAUAUUUUCGCGCUAAUUAAUUACGUUGGAUUCGCGACUUGGUUGAGCAUUGGAGCUGCUGUCCUGUGCUUGCCUUGGCUAAGAUGGAGACAACCCGAUCUCGAAAGACCCAUCAAAGUUAAUUUGCUGUUUCCGAUCUUUUAUUUGCUGGCGACGCUUUUUGUCGUGAUUGUGCCGAUGAUUGCGUCGCCAGUUGAGACGGGAUACGGAUGUCUCAUGAUAUUGUCGAGUAUUCCAGUUUAUGUGGUUUUUAUCGCGUGGAAGAGUAAACCGAGAUGGUUCAAUAAUAUGCUGAGUUGUGUGACGUCGUUCUUGCAAAAGGUGUUGAUGGUUUUGGGAAAGUCAAAUAAACCGGCACAAGUUUAAAUUUAGAGUUGAUAAGUUUGAGAGGAUGAGAGAGUGUUACUUAAGGCUGAUGCAAUGAGCAAAAGUGU
Molecule: messenger RNA, 1612 nt
Organism: Culicoides brevitarsis
Lineage: Eukaryota; Metazoa; Arthropoda; Insecta; Diptera; Ceratopogonidae
Product: Y+L amino acid transporter 2-like
Exons: 1
Coding region: 66-1544 (492 amino acids)
Biological process (GO): amino acid transmembrane transport
Cellular component (GO): membrane
Molecular function (GO): L-amino acid transmembrane transporter activity
Source: RefSeq, a predicted model, not a curated record